Molecule: messenger RNA, 1758 nt
Organism: Gamsiella multidivaricata
Lineage: Eukaryota; Fungi; Mortierellomycota; Mortierellomycetes; Mortierellales; Mortierellaceae
Exons: 2
Coding region: 1-1758 (585 amino acids)
Molecular function (GO): protein binding
Source: RefSeq, a predicted model, not a curated record
AUGCAGGCGUCGCUCGUCAAAAGCGGCAUUCGAUACCGACAAUUGAUUGAGGUUUUGCUGGAUAGUAAGGAAAUGGGCAUUGUCCCUAGCCAGGAGAUGUGCUCAAAGAUAUCACUUUCGUUCGUGACUCUUGGCGACUACUCGGGGCAGCUUGCCUGGGAUACUGCAGUGCAGGAGAUUUACCCUGGAUUCAAGCCCGCCAUUCCUGAAGAGAAGCAUUACCAGCAGCAGCAGCGCCAAAGUCCCAACAACAACCGUCGCAGCAACAAUGGCGGCAACUUCAACAAAUCCCACAACCCCAGUGCUCAGAUUGCGCUUCGCCACGGGGAUCCCUCUGAGGCUAUUAUCCGUGCGUGUCGAUUUGGAUACGCUGCUGUCGCACUGGAGGAGAUUUCCAAGAUGGUCAGCAGGAACCAGCUUCCAUCUCCCCAGGCGUUUGCAGACACGAUCCAGGUCUGUGCCAAGAGAGAGAAGGAGAGGACCACCAACUACCAGGAGCUUUACCAACUUGCCAUGCACUCGGUCGAGGCCAUCCAAGAUAUGACUCAUCGCAGAGCAGCCGAGUACGAAGUCUACAAUGCCAUGUUGGUGGCAAAUGCAACUCUGGGCGACAUGGCCGCAGCCAAGAGGAACUACGACGACAUCGUCAACCUUGGUCAAUUCCCGGAUGCGACAGGAUAUGCGACCCUGCUGAUUGCGACGACCACUGGAGCGAUUGAUGAGGCACAUGAUGCUCUCAGGAUCCUGGAGGAGGUCAAGCGGCAUAACAUCAAGCCCAAUAUCUUUUUCUAUAACGUCGUAAUCGGAAAGCUGUCUCGUGGACGCAAGAUCGAACGCGUCCUGGAGGUCUAUGAGGACAUGAUCAUGCAGAGCAUUCGACCGAACGCCAUCACUUACGGUACACUUAUCAGCGCUUGCACUCGAGUCGGAAGCGAGGACAUGGCCCGUAACCUAUUCAAGGAGAUGACCAACAGCCCCAACUACCAUCCACGUCAAGGGCCUCACAACGCCAUGAUCCAGUUUUACGUUCGCCAAAAGAAGGAUCGAAAUGCAGCAUUGGAGUACUACCAGGACAUGCUGCAGCGAAAACUGGCGCCAACUGAACACACAUACACGUUGCUGAUCGAAGCCUUUGCCUGCAUUGCACCCUACGACCUGACGGAGGCGAACCGCUUAAUCCAGUCGUUGAAGCGUGGACCAGUUCGAGCGACCGAAGCCCACUAUGGAGCGCUUAUUCAUGCGUACGGCGUUGAGCAUCGGGAUGUGUCCACAGCGGAGGUCGUGUUUGAUAAUAUGCUGAAGGUGGGUAUCACCCCUAAGGGACCUGCAUAUCAGUCAAUGAUCGAGAGCUAUAUUACGGACAGGAACCUCCGCCGGGCUAUCGAGGUGCGGAACGAACUUUUGGCGUCUGGACAGCCCUCGAGUACGUACAUUGAAAACACAAUGAUCCGCGGGUUUGGUCAGGCCGAGGACCUUGCUGCGGCGGAAGGCGUGUUCAAUGCGAUGACGGAUCCUCAUUUGCCCAAGGUGCCGGGUUCGAUUGUCAAGGAACCUUCGACGUAUCACAGCAUGGUGACGGCGUAUCUGGAGAACAGUAUGUUGGACAAAGCGUAUGACACACUGGCCAUGAUGAGAGGUCAGCAGUACCCGGAGCUGGUGAUUAAGCCUGUGGAGGAAGCUAUUCAUGCUGCCAGCACGGAUCUGACCCACAUCAUAAACCACCACGUCUACGGGGCUGAGUACCUUCAUCUUUCUUAA